AUGCACCACCACCUUGUGGUCCUCUCCUCACUCGCCGUUACUCUCGCGCCAUUCGUACGAGCGACGCGUCAUUACUCUAUCGUGAACAAUUGCCCACUCAGCAUCAACCUAUACAUCAACGGCGAAUCUCAGGGCUCUCUUGCUAGCCAGGCCGUGACGACGCGCGAUUUCGCCGACGGAUUCAGUGGUUUUAUCUACACUGAUUUCAAUCGCGGGAAUGUGGAUGGCGCAGGCACGGUUAGAGCGGGUUUCUUCGGAGACGCGGGGUACUACUAUAUUGUGAAAGAUACCAACUGGCUCAACGUCGGUGUAGGUAUUACUCCAAUCAACCGAGCUCCAAAAGGCGGCUUCUGCCUUCAGACCAACUGCGAAGUGUUCAACUGCCCGGACGCCUUCACCUCUCCACCAACCGCCUUCCCACCACCCGUGGGUGGCGUUCCUCCUGCCUCGCCGUUGUACGAGUGCCCCGUGGCUGAUACGGGCUAUACCGUCACGUUCUGCCCCGCCGGUACGAUCCCGAACUACCAAACUGGACCCAAUCACAUCCAACCUAUUAAGUCGAACACCAAGUGCCUUACCGUGGCUCCUCCCAUCCAGAAUGGUUCUCCUGUCAGCAUCCAUGACUGCGACGGCUCCGGAGCACAGCGAUGGGUCAUCAAGCGCGGCGGGCAGCAAAUCAAGCUCUCGGGAACUAAUUGGUGUCUCGACGCGGGCUCUAACCCUGCAAGCGGCGUUGGCGCGAAAGUCUGGCAGUGUUUCGACAAUCUUCCGGCCCAGUGGUGGGUCUACACACCCGACAACUAUAUUAGAAACAACCGAGCCCACUCGCGCGGUUUCUGCUUGGACCUCACCGACGGCGAUCUUACGAAUGGCCGCCAGACUCAGAUAUGGGAGUGUGCGUCUGGCAACCAGAAUCAAAUCUGGACGAUCUAG
This is a messenger RNA of Cyclocybe aegerita, 933 nucleotides long. The record is from the annotation of a GenBank genome assembly. NCBI's taxonomy places the organism in Eukaryota, Fungi, Basidiomycota, Agaricomycetes, Agaricales, Hemipholiotaceae.